UUGACAGCUCGCCAUGUCCUCUGCUUUCGAUGUUUCGCCAGAGCCUUCGCCUCUCAACACCCGCUUUCUCGUCGGCCAAGACCACGAUGAUGACCACGAUGACGAACCUCACUUCUCCGACGGCGACACCGCGUCAGCGCGCUCUAUUGCGCUCUCAUCUCCGCCACGCUCUCCUCGCGACUCUGUCUCUCUCGGUGUUUCGCAGCCGCAGGAGCCAGCGGUCACCCCGGUGACUCUCGUCCGUCAAAGUCUUUCCCUUGCUGGCCUCUCAAAGAGAAAUACCGUCGACACCGAAGGGAGCUCGCUUAACUCGGAGGUGGACGGAGACGGAGACGACAGGAGUUUCUUUGCACGCAAGUAUGAAGGGGAGUCUCCUCUAUCUAGCGUUGCCCCCUCUAUGCACGAGUUGGACAAGCCCAUGUCCACCCCGCUGCCCCCGUCAUUGCCUCCUUCCGCGUCCUUCAUGAUGUCACCAAGAGCAUCCUCGGCAGGCAUUCACCUGAGGAGCGACACCGAGAGCGUUGCGUCAUUCGGUUCCGAGUCUACCUCAUAUUCCAAGAAGGCUCGGCCAGAAUCAUUGAUUGUGCAGCCCACGAAGGGGCCAUUGGUGUUGGGCAUUGCGCUGGUGGAUUUCAACCAUCUGGUUGGUCCUAAGAUCGAGUUCUCGAGGGGAGAUAUCUUCGACGACGAGGAGAUUGCGAAGAUCCUUCCUUUUCUUGCGCUGCCCGACGGCGCACACCUUACCACGGAAGACUACUCGUACUUCCAUUUGGUGCCAUCAACACCGAACCCAACCACCAUCUUCGGAAUCUCAUGUAAUCGGCAAAUUAGCUCUGCCGAGCUGCUCGCAAAGGGCCCUGACGUGACACGAUCUACGGUGCAGAAGGCUGUGGUUGUCCUCGCAUCGAAACCAGUUUUUGGGCCCAUUCGUGACCGUCUGGGCGUGAUCACACGAGCGCUGUUCUCGCAGCGGGAUUUCACCGAUACGAGCAUCUUGGAUGACUUCCACUCAUCGCUGGAGCCGUCACUUCGAGGUCAGAUGACUGAGAGCGGAUUGUACAUGGGAACAAGCUUGCGGGAAUUGGUUCACAACUUUCGUCAACGAACCCUCGUGUUGGUCAAGGCGCUCAUGUUGCAGAAGAAGAUUAUGUUCUUCGGCCACCCAGUAGAGCGCCUAUGCACAUAUCAGUAUUCUUUGGUCACUCUCAUUCCCGGCCUUCUCCAUAAUCUGGAUGAUUCCGGCUCGCCACCACUUGCCUACCGCGCCCAGACACUUCAACGACCAACUUCGCUCAAGACGUCUGACCCUAAGAGCAUGCUAGCUUACAUGGGUCUCCCUCUCGAUUUAUUCGGCAAGGACGCGUUCUUUCAGCCGUACCUACCAUUACAACAGCUCGAUAUGCUCAGAGACACCCCGUGUUGGCUCUGUGGGAGCACGAAUUCAAUCGUCACGCAGCAGAAGGAGAUCGACUUGCUUGUGAAUAUCGAGACGGGCGCGAUUGAGUUCCGCAACGCAAACGUCGAGCGGAUGGUUGCCUUGACGCCCGCGGACCGGAAGUGGAUGGACGAGAUUUUGAAGGAUGUGAAUGAUGGAUAUAGCGAGGACCCGAAUGUCAACGCGAGCAUGCACUUCAAGGGCAGCGAUGAUUAUCUCCGCCAGAAGUUCGAGGAAUACAUCUUUGGCGCUCUGUCGUCGGUGAAGUACGCCUCGUUCUUGGCCAAGGGUCAGGGAAACGGUGUCGUCAUUGCGGAUGGGUCAGCGGACCCGAACUCGCUGCAGGACUUCAAUAUGGUCUGGAUACAGGAGUUCAAGAAGUCGAAUGCGUAUGAGGUCUGGGAGCGAGUUACUGAUCCUCUGCUGUUCGAUCUUGUCGAGGCACGGCAUCCAUGCAGCGAGAAGCCGUCCGUCGUCGCCGAUAUUGGCUUGCGUCUUUCGGAAGGUAUCCAAGAGCUCAAGCUCGACCAACAACUUGCCCCCACACGGGAGGCGAUUUCGCGCACACUCGCGGUCGGCUCGACAAACUUCUUCAACGCCGUUGCAGGGGUGCGUGAGCGCUGGAUGCAGCGCAACCCGAGCUCCUCAGGUUCCAGCACAAGCGACGGCUCCUCCAACCUCACCAAGGUCAACUCGCGCGGGAGCGACGGCACCUCGUCCUCACUCAAGGGAUCUCCGGAGAUGUCGCGGAACGACUCUGCCCUGUCGAGCCCAACUUUGACGGCGCCAGCGAAGCACGGUGGCCUGCGUCCGCUCAGCAUCGUCGGCGCACAGGCGCGAGCGCAGCCCGAGCCCCCCAAACAGCAGCCGUCGACGUUCAGCUCGUGGGGCGCGUCCGUCGGGUCAUUCUUCUCACAGCGCGCAGCGAGUCUCUCGGUAUCGUCAUCGCGCCCGCCGAGCCUCACGUCGGUGUCGAGGGGCCCGUCACCUCAGCCGCCUGUGGUCCCAGUCACUGUCUCGGGCGAUAAAGGGACGCCGCCCAUCCCGAAGGAGACGCCUCCGAUCCCGAAGGAUGUACCGCCCGUGCCGGCGGAGGACGAGCCCGAGUUCCAGCCGAUGAAUUUGGAGCAGGCGUACGCUGCUGCACACAAGGACGGAGAGCGGGACCUGGCACCGGGGAAGGAAUCGGAUGCUAUGUCGACGAUAUCGUCUGGCGAUACCGGGUUUGCUAUGUGAGGAAGAGGAUACACCUCGGCGGUUGAUAGGCCCGGACGCGUGCUGGACAUGACGGGGGGAGCAGCGGGGCUAGCUCUGUGCGUUACAUGACGAAGAGAUGACGACAAACGAUGGCAUACGAAUAUAUGGACCACAGGCAGGUGUUAGGGUCGGAGACGAGAGUUAAGAGACUCGGUGCGUCCGUUGCGAAUCCAUUUUUAACGUCGUUGCGGGUAAUAUCGCUCGUGUUCUAGUUAUGGCAUUAGUUCGUAAAUUAUUACGCAAGUCUUUGUCGUCCCCGCAAUCUACUGUAGAGCAUUUUGGAGGCACAGGCGGUGCGGUUCGGCGUUCAAGCAUCGGCAAUCUCUGUCACGUUUCGGGUUCUGCAAGAGCGGACGGUCGCCAGGUAUUGGUCUUCAAUAUUUCAAUCACUUAUUCGCCACGCGUAAUCG
Dichomitus squalens LYAD-421 SS1 is the source of this 3102-nucleotide messenger RNA. RefSeq lists its product as uncharacterized. The coding region runs from base 14 to 2671 and encodes 885 amino acids. Lineage: Eukaryota; Fungi; Basidiomycota; Agaricomycetes; Polyporales; Polyporaceae. Gene Ontology annotation, cellular component: cytoplasm. The record is from RefSeq and is a predicted model, not a curated record. The transcript has 12 exons.